AUGGCCCGGGGCGCACGGCCCUCGGUGGCCGGCAGCGGCGCGGCGCCCCCUGAACUGGCGGGCCCGGGGCGGCCGCGGGGGAACCCGCCGGGCCGCGACCCCGGCGCCGACCCCCUGGGACCCCGUGCGGCGCCCGAGAUCCCCGGCCGGGGCGCGAGAAGGUGGGCAGCAAAGUUCGGCGCUGGUGGCCGCAGAUGGUGGGCGCUGCUGACGCUCCAGCUGCACUUGUUCCGGGCGCUGGCGCAAGAUGAUGUUGCACCAUAUUUUAAAACAGAGCCAGGCCUACCACAGAUGCACCUGGAAGGGAAUCGCCUUGUCCUCACUUGCCUUGCAGAAGGGAGCUGGCCUUUGGAAUUCAAGUGGAUGCACAAUGACAGUGAGCUCACCACCUACAGCAGCGAAUAUAAGUAUGUUAUUCCAUCUUUGCAGAAGCUCGAUGCUGGAUUUUACCGCUGUGUGGUGCGAAACCGGAUGGGUGCGCUAUUACAAAGAAAAUCAGAAGUUCAGGUUGCAUAUAUGGGAAAUUUCAUGAAUUCAGACCAGAGGAAGACUGUUUCACAAGGACAUGCAGCAGUUCUAAACUUACUGCCCAUCACCAGCUGCCCCAGACCUCAAGUGACCUGGUUUAGAGAAGGGCACAAGAUUAUUCCAAGCAACAGAAUAGCCAUAACGCUGGAGAAUCAGCUGGUGAUCCUUGCAACGACAGCAAGUGAUUCCGGGGCUUAUUACGUGCAGGCGGUCAAUGAGAGAAACGGAGAAAACAAGACAAGCCCUUUCAUUCAUCUGAGCAUAGCAAGAGAUAUUGGCACACCUGAAGCUGUGGCCCCUGUUAUUGUGGUUGCCCCAGGCAACAGGAGUGUGGUGGCAGGAUCCAGUGAGACGACCCUGGAGUGCAUAGCCAAUGCCAGGCCUGUGGAAGAGCUGAGCGUGCACUGGAAGAGAAACGGAGUGAGACUCACCAGCGGGCUCCACAGCUUCGGGAGGCGUCUCACCAUCAGCAACCCCACCUCCGCGGACACGGGGCUCUAUGUCUGUGAGGCGACGCUGCAGGGGAGUGCUUUCGAGCCAGCCAGGGCAAAAGCCUUCCUUUCCAUCAUAGAGCCACCGUAUUUUACUGCCGAGCCUGAAAGUCGGAUUCUAGCUGAAGUGGAAGAAACUGUGGUCAUCGCAUGUCAAGCCAUGGGGGUCCCUCUUCCCACCCUCCAGUGGUAUAAGGAUGCUGUCUCCAUCAGCAAGCUCCAGAACCCUCGGUACAUGGUACUCUCCAGCGGAGGCCUGCGCAUCCAGAAGCUAUGUCCGGAGGACUCUGGAAUCUUCCAGUGCUUUGCCAGUAAUGAAGGAGGGGAGAUCCAGACUCAUACCUACCUUGAUGUGACCAAUGUUGCCCCAGCAUUCAUCCGGCGUCCAGAGGACACCACGGUCACUGAUGGGAUGACAGCUGUUCUUCGGUGCGAGGUGUCUGGGGCUCCUAAGCCUGCCAUCACGUGGAAGACAGGCAGCCAAAUUUUGGCCAGUGGCUCUGUCCGGAUUCCUAGGUUCAUGCUGCUGGAGUCUGGGGGUCUGCAGAUAACCCCUGUGUUCAUCCAGGACGCUGGCAAUUACACCUGCUAUGCGGCUAACACAGAGGGGUCCCUGGAAGCAUCCGCAGCACUCACUGUGUGGAAUCGAACGUCCAUCGUUCACCCUCCUGAGAACCAAGUAGUGAUAAAGGGGACCAUGGCCACGCUGCGCUGUGGAGCCACUCACGACCCCCGGAUUUCUCUCCGCUACAUUUGGAAGAAGGACAAUAUGGUCAUCACCCCAUCUGGCAGCUCUAGAAUUGUGGUGGAGAAGGAUGGGUCCCUCCUCAUUAGCCAGACAUGGUCAGGUGACAUUGGGGACUAUACCUGCGAAAUCAUAUCUGAGGGAGGGAAUGAUUCCAGAACAGCCCGGCUGGAAGUGAUUGAGCUGCCUCACCCACCUCAGAACCUCCUGGCCAGCCUGAGCUCUCGCAGCCACGCCGUGGUGCUCUCCUGGGUCCGGCCCUUUGAUGGAAACAGCCCUGUUCUUUACUACAUUGUGGAGCUGUCUGAAAACAACUCUCCAUGGAAAGUGCAUCUGUCAAACGUUGGCCCUGAGAUGACAGGAAUCACCGUGGGUGGCUUGACUCCAGCCCGCACCUAUCAGUUCAGGGUGUGUGCAGUGAAUCAAGUGGGCAAGGGCCAGUACAGCACAGAGACGAGCAGGCUGAUGUUACCUGAAGAACCACCCAGUGCUCCCCCAAAAAACAUUGUGGCCAGUGGGCGAACCAACCAGUCCAUCAUGGUGCAGUGGCAGCCACCCCCAGAAACUGAGCAUAAUGGGGUGCUACGCGGGUACAUCCUCAGGUAUCGCCUGGCUGGCCUGCCUGGUGAGCAUCAGCAGAGAAACAUCACUAGCCCGGAGGUGAACUACUGCCUGGUGACAGACCUGAUUAUCUGGACACAGUAUGAAAUCCAGGUGGCCGCUUACAACGGGGCUGGCCUGGGUGUCUUCAGCAGAGCAGUGACCGAAUACACCUUACAAGGAGUGCCGACCGCGCCCCCACAGAACGUGCAGGCGGAAGCGGUGAACUCCACCACUGUGCAGUUCCUGUGGAACCCACCCCCGCAGCAGUUUAUCAACGGCAUCAACCAGGGAUACAAGCUUCUCGCAUGGCCAGCAGAUGUCCCUGAGGCAGCCGCUGUGGUCACCAUUGCCCCAGACUUCCAUGGAAUCCACCAUGGGUACAUAACAAACUUGAAGAAGUUCACUGCCUACUUCACGUCGGUCCUGUGUUUCACCACCCCAGGCGAUGGGCCUCCAAGCACACCUCAGCUCGUGUGGACGCAUGAGGACAGACCAGGAGCUGUGGGACAUCUGAGCUUCACGGAGAUUCUAGACACAUCUCUCAAGGUCAGCUGGCAGGAGCCCCUGGAGAAAAACGGCAUCAUUACAGGCUAUCAGAUUUCCUGGGAGGUGUAUGGAAAGAACGACUCUCGGCUCACGCACACCCUCAAUAGCACAACACACGAAUAUAAAAUCAAAGGACUGUCCUCCCUCACCACCUACACCAUUGAUGUGGCAGCCUUGACUGCAGCAGGGGUGGGCCUGGCCACCUCAUCCACCAUCUCUUCUGGAGUGCCCCCAGACCUUCCUGGGGCACCGUCCAACCUGGUCAUUUCCAAUAUCAGCCCUCGCUCAGCUACUCUGCAGUUCCGGCCAGGCUACGAUGGGAAGACAUCCAUCUCCAGAUGGAUUGUGGAGGGGCAGGUUGGAGCCAUCGGUGAUGAGGAGGAGUGGGUGAGCCUCUAUGAGGAGGAGAAUGAGCCCGAUGCCCAGACACUGGAAAUCCCAAACCUCACGCCCUACACCCACUACAGAUUUCGAAUGAGACAAGUGAAUAUCGUUGGUUCAAGUCCCUUCAGCCAGUCAUCCCGGGUCAUCCAGACCCUGCAGGCCCCACCCGAUGUGGCUCCAACCAGCAUCACUGUCCGAACCGCUAGUGAGACCAGCCUGCGGCUGCGCUGGGUGCCUCUGCCUGAUUCCCAGUACAAUGGGAACCCCGAGUCCGUGGGCUACAGGGUGAAGUACUGGCGCUCCGACCUCCCAUCUUCGGCACUGGCCCAAGUCAUCAACGACCGGCUAGAGAGGGAGCUCACCAUUGAGGAGCUGGAGGAGUGGACGGAGUACGAGCUGCAGAUGCAGGCUUUCAACGCCAUCGGGGCCGGGCCCUGGAGCGAGCUGGUGCGGGGACGGACUCGGGAAUCAGUUCCCUCAGCAGCUCCGGAAAACGUGUCCGCCCAGGCCGUCAGCUCCACCCAGAUUUUACUGACAUGGGCAUCUGUCCCUGAGCAGGACCAGAAUGGGCUUAUACUAGGUUACAAGAUUCUGUACCGAGCCAAAGACUUGGAUCCUGAGCCCAGAAGUCACACCGUGCGGGGGAACCACACACGGUCGGCGCUGCUGGCCGGCCUGCGCAAGUUCGUGCUGUACGAGCUCCAGGUGCUGGCGUUCACCCGCAUCGGGAACGGGGUCCCCAGCAUGCCUCUCAUCCUCGAGCGUACCAAGGAUGAUGCUCCAGGCCCUCCUGUGAGGCUGGUAUUCCCCGAGGUGAGGCUCACGGCAGUGCGGAUCGUGUGGCAACCCCCAGAGGAACCCAAUGGCGUGAUUCUGGGGUACCAGAUCGCCUACCGCCUGGCCAGCAGCAGCCCCCACACAUUCACCACCGUGGAGGUUGGUGCCACAGUGCGGCAGUUCACGGCCACCGAGCUGGCCCCAGAGUCUGCCUACAUCUUCAGAUUGUCUGCCAAGACGAGGCAGGGAUGGGGGGAGCCCCUGGAGGCCACAGUCAUCACCACAGAGAAGAGAGAGCGGCCAGCACCCCCCAGAGAGCUCCUGGUGCCCCAGGCGGAAGUGACAGCCCGCAGCCUCCAGCUCCAGUGGGUUCCAGGCAGUGAUGGGGCCUCCCCCAUCCGGUACUUCACUGUGCAAGUUCGGGAGCUGCCCAGGGGAGAGUGGCAGACCUACUCCUCGUCCAUCAGCCACGAGGCCACAGCCUGUGCCGUUGAAAGGCUGAGGCCCUUCACCUCCUACAAGCUGCGCCUGAAAGCUACCAAUGACAUCGGGGACAGCGACUUCAGUUCAGAGACGGAGGCGGUCACCACACUGCAGGACGUUCCAGGAGAGCCUCCAGGGUCUGUCUCCGCGACCCCGCACACCACCUCCUCGGUCCUGAUCCAGUGGCAGCCUCCCCGGGAUGAGAGCCUGAAUGGCCUUCUGCAGGGUUAUAGGAUCUACUACCGGGAGCUGGAGGCCGAGGUGGGCUCAGGCCCCGAGACCAAGACACUCAAAAGCCCCUCUGCCUUGCGCGCAGAGCUCGCAGCCCAAAGCAGCUUCAAGACCGUGAACAGCAGCUCCACGUUAACCACGUAUGAAUUAACACAUUUAAAGAAGUACAGGCGCUAUGAAGUCAUCAUGACCGCCUACAACAUCAUUGGUGAGAGCCCGGCCAGCACACCUGUGGAAGUCUUCGUUGGUGAGGCUGCUCCAGCGAUGGCCCCGCAGAACAUCCAGGUCACCCCGCUCACGGCCAGCCAGCUGGAGGUCAUGUGGGACCCACCGCCCCCAGAAAGCCAGAAUGGGAACAUCCAGGGUUACAAGAUCUACUACUGGGAGUCAGACAGGCGGAACGAAACAGAGAAAAUGAAGGUCCUGUUCCUCCCCGAGCCCACGGUGAAGCUGAAGAACCUGACCAGCCACACCAAGUAUAUGGUCAGCAUCUCCGCCUUCAACGCUGCUGGCGACGGGCCCAAGAGUGACCCUCGGCAGGGGCGCACCCAUCAGGCUGCUCCUGGGGCCCCCAGCUUCUUGGCGUUCUCAGAAAUAACCUCCACCACGCUCAACGUGUCCUGGGGAGAGCCGGUGGCAGCCAAUGGUGUCCUGCAGGGCUAUCGGGUGGUUUAUGAGCCCUUGGCACCUGUCCAAGGGGUGAGCAAGGUGGUGACAGUGGACGUAAAGGGGAACUGGCAGCGCUGGCUGAAGGUGCGGGACCUCACAAAAGGAGUGACCUAUUUCUUCCGCGUCCAAGCACGGACCAUUACCUAUGGACCUGAGCUCCAAGCCAAUGUCACCGCUGGGCCAGCGGAAGGGUCCCCAGGCUCUCCUAGAGACAUCUUGGUCACCAAAUCUGCCUCUGCACUGACUCUGCAGUGGACAGAGGGCCCUGCAGGCCACACACCCACCACGGGCUACGUCAUAGAGGCCAGGCCCUCAGAUGAAGGCCUGUGGGACAUGUUUGUGAAGGACAUUCCCCGGAGUGCCACGUCCUACACCGUCAGCCUGGACAAGCUCCGGCAAGGAGUGACCUAUGAGUUCCGGGUGGUGGCUGUGAACAAGGCUGGCUAUGGGGAGCCCAGCAGUCCCUCCACGGCAGUAUCAGCCAAAGUGGAAGCCCCGUUCUAUGAGGAGUGGUGGUUCCUGCUGGUGAUGGCUCUCUCCAGCCUGAUCAUCGUCCUGCUGGUAGUGUUCGCCCUGGUGCUGCACGGACAGAGCAAGAAGUACAAGAACUGCGGCGCAGGUAAGAGCAUCUCCAACAUGGAGGAAUCUGUGACCCUGGAUAAUGGAGGAUUUGCUGCCCUGGAGCUCAACAGUCGCCACCUCAAUGUCAAGAGCACCUUCUCCAAGAAAAAUGGGACCAGGUCCCCACCGCGACCAAGCCCCGGUGGCCUGCACUACUCAGAUGAGGACAUCUGUGACAAGUACAAUGGUGCCGUGCUGACAGAGGGUGGGAGCCUCAAGGGGAAGUCAGCAGAUGCAUCAGAGUCUGAGGCCUCUGACUCGGACUACGAGGACCCGCUGCCCAAGCACUCCUUUGUCAACCACUACAUGAGCGACCCCACCUACUACAACUCCUGGAAGCGGAGGCCCCCAGCGGCGCCACACAGGUACGAGGCAGUGGCGGGGGCCGAGGCUGGCCCGCACCUGCACACAGUCAUCACCACGCAGAGCGCAGGCGGCGUGUACACGCCCGCAGGCCCCAGCGCCCGGGCCCCGCUCACCGGCUUCUCUUCCUUCGUGUGACACGGGCGCCUCCAUCAGGGUAGAACCACCGCGGACCUUCCGGAGUCUAUUUUUGUUAAGACAAUCAACUCUGAUAACUGAGCUGAAGUUUUUGUUUAAAAAAAAAAAAAAUUCUGAUAAGCGAUGAUUUUACCUACAAGUGAACACUAGGUUCCACUUAGGAAGGUUUUUUUUAUGGCUUUUUGUAACAUCGCUGCAGGAAGCAGGUUUCUUUGUUUUCUUUUCUUUUUAAGAGAAGGUAUAUCUCCCUGGUGCCCUGGUGUGGCACCGCCAGCCCCAGGUGUCUCCAUCCUCCAGGUCACCUGGGGAGGUGGGUCAGGGGCAGAAGAGCCGAGGGCCAGGGGAACAGAGCUCAGGCCUCUGUCUCUCUCUACCUCCUCUCCCAAGAACCAGCCAGCUCACGUUCUCCGUGUUAGGAUACCUUCGGCCUCCUUGCUCACUCCUGGGGUGUGGAGAGCAAACCUGGGCUCCAGCUUGGUGACCCCCCCCCACACCCGUGUCUGAAAUGCUCUCAUUCUGCAGAUUCUAGGCGAGGAAUCAGCUUUAAGGUCUUAGCAAUGGGCAGGUGAUUGGGAGGUGGUGUCCCCUGGCCCCAUUGUGGCUCAGCUGGGCACACCGUCACUCCGGUGGUAAAUUAUUCUGGGGCUUUCCUUUCUCCCCUCCUUUCUUUCAAGCUGAUAGUGCAAGAACAAGAAGCCCUUCCCCCUACCCCAGGCUCUGGGAAGCCCCUGAAGCCCGUGCAACUGGGUCUUUCCCGUGAACACACAGCACACGGCCAACCCUGCUGACCAAGAGUGAGGUGGCGUUUGCAGAAUUGCUUGUCAAAGUGUAGGAAGUGUGCAUUGUUAACCAGAGUAUUUUUUAAAUCUUUUUAUCUUUUUUUAAAAUAUGUCACAUGAAAUGAAUGCGUCUUUGCUGUCUCCGGGUGCCUUUUUAUUAAUAUGUUCUGCUUUGUACAUGGGAAAGACGAGAAGCGACAAUGUCUCCAAAUAAAGCAAACCCACUCUGAGAAACCGGGCCCCGAGUCACCCCGUGUACCCCAGGCCACUCCAGGCACGUGGGAACAGUCCUUCCGUUCGUCCUCCUGCCACCACGGGCUGCCCCCUGCUUCUGACCACCGGUGCUGCUGCCCUCCCCAUCCAAGGCCAGCUUUAAGCCUUAACAGGUUUUUCUGGGAAUUUUUUUUCUGUAAUUGUCACUCAUUUGUUCUAAUUUUUUUAAGCUAAAUGAAAAUAGUCUGAACUACUUUGGAAAAUAUAGAGUCCAGACCACAGCUGUGCCUCCAGCCAAACUUUGACUUUUCCAACAGCUAGCUCGGUUGCAGGUGGCCUCUCUCAGCCUGGGGACCUGUCUGGGUGUGACCAGAGCGCUACUGGUUCCAACUGGCAUGUGUGUCCCGGGACUCCUGAGGGCCCCACAUCCUCACUCCUGGGCAGAGUACAGCGUACACAGGAUUAGAGGCUCUUCCUUCCACACACCCCCCAUGAACAGCAGGACAAGGUGGGGCACUGUCCUCCCAGGGACCUCAGUGUGCUAAGAGUGCUAACCAGCUGGGCAGGUCCCUGGCCGGCGCCACAGGAAGUCAGUCUCAUGGCCAAGUGUAGAAAACAUGGUCCCCACGUGGCCAUUUUCUCUCUGCCCCUCUGUGGGGCAGAGUGUAGAUGUUGUCUUGAUCCUCUGCUUUGAAGGUUGCUGGGUGUGACCCAGGAGACCAAGGAAAGUUUUGUGUGGAGUGAAAAACCCUUUUCAGUUUUUCCAAAAUUGAGAGUGUGGAAAGUUCUCCCUCUCUCCUCUGCUUUCUCCCUGCCUUCCUCCCUCCAUUCCUCCCUCCCUUCCUUCCUUCCCUGCGCGGAAGGGGGAAUAUUCUAAACCAAAAAUCCUAGAUGCUCUGCCCAAAGCCACUUCUGCGUGAGAAUCACCGCCCCUAGUCCACUGGAGGGGCCACCUCGGUGGACAGAGCCACCUCCUUCCUCUUGCCCCAGAGAGGGUGAAGUGGACGGAGAUCACAUUCAACCACUUGAAUUUCUUGGGAGAGAAUGCUCCAGAGAACCAGCCCCUCGCUGCGCACUUUGCUUCCUUAAGCCAUAAGGACAUUGCUUUAAUUAACGGGAAAAGUGUUGAGGACAAUUUGGUCUGAGAUGUGGCUUUGCUCUUCGGUUUUGUGACAACAUGACACUUGUUUUAGGCUCAUCUUUCCUGUAUCCCCUCUACUUUCAGUGAGGUUUAAGGCUGCACUGACGCUGGGGCUGCUGAUGGACAGUGGUCAGUUGCCACAGUCACGCCUGUCACCACCAGGGACUGUGUCUCAUGUGAGCCACCUGCACCAAAAAAGCAGGGUCUGACCUCCCAGAGCAACCUGUGCAUUGAGAACUAUCCAUUCCUAAUCACUCAUCUUUAGGGAGGGGAAAAAAUUCACACAAGAGGAAAAUGGACAUUGGAUCUAAAUCUCAGUUCUGAGAAUAAGCAAAAAUUGUAACCAAGGGGCACAGCGGUUGUUCUCUGUCCUGUGGUGCUGCAAGGUGCAUUUCGCAGGUGCCUUGGUGGCAGUAGUGCUGUCUCCCCACAGAAGUCUCCAGUGCCCUUCCCUGUGUGGAUGGUGCACUUGGCAUGGGAGGGGCUGUGCUCUGGUUGAGAUGCAUGGUUUGCACACAGGAUCCCCUCUCCACCUCGGGUGCCAGGGCAUAGGAGUCUGGAGAGGGACCCAGGGCUGAGCUGUAGUCUCCUCGGCCUCCUGUAGGGCACGCUCUGAACCAGCUGGCCUGGACAGCCCUUCCUGCCCACCUUCCCUUCCUUGUCUUUCCCCCAUUCACUUAAGGCGCACUUCAUUCGAUGCCCCAGUGAAAGAAGAUGUGGGGCAGCAGGGUCUUUCCCACCGUGAGCCCCAGGGGGAGACAGAAUCGCAGUGGCCGCCACAUCAGGCACCCUGCAGCCCACGAGGGUGGUGCUCAUUCUGCUAACUUCUUUGACUGCUGUGCUUGUCUGGAUCACAACUGGCCCAAAGCAUGGUGUGGUGCCUGCGUAGCAGUUGCUAGCAUGGUUUUUCGUUUGUACGUGUUCCUGCGCACUGUGAAGAGCACCUGGGUGACCUCGAUCCGCCAGCACAGGGCCCAACCCGAGGUGAGGACGUGGGGAAACUCGUGAACAGAGCUGGUCUGCACGGCUGCCUCCCUCCAGACUCACCUUCUGGCUUGAGAAGAGCCCGGGGCAGUCCUGAUAUUUUCCCUACAGCAUUACCAGAAGUUGUGCUGAAAACCAGACCUCAUUAAAAGAAACAGAAAUAACCCAACAACAUGUAGGAAGGCAGAGAGAGGUGCUAUGGGUACGAUUUUUAAUAAAAACGUUAUUUUGUUCCUUAA
This is a messenger RNA of Marmota flaviventris (yellow-bellied marmot), 9935 nucleotides long. RefSeq names its product sidekick cell adhesion molecule 1 (gene Sdk1). Lineage: Eukaryota; Metazoa; Chordata; Mammalia; Rodentia; Sciuridae. Gene Ontology annotation, molecular function: protein binding. The record is from RefSeq and is a predicted model, not a curated record.